AAUAGUUCCUAUUCCUGUUGCAAGAGCUAUACUUCAACUAUUUCCUUGUUGCUCGCUCCAGGGAUCUCCGUCUGAGAUACAAGGCUGGUAUCAGUCGGAUCAGCAUAAUAAAGAAACCGCUUCCUAGUUUGCGCCAUCUCUGUGACGGUUUCCCCUAGCUUGUUGGCCCGCGAAGGACACGAUACAAGAUGCCCGGCAAGAUUUCAGAGGAGGGGAUCUGUCAGUCGGUCCUUACUUUCGUGACUGACGGCACUUAUCCUUCCUCAGAAAAGAUCAUUGCGGCCGAGUUUCCUGUCUCUGCACUGUCUAAGGAAUUGGAGCUGAUCUCAAAAGCUAGAGAACAAGUUGAGGCCGAAAUAAACUCUCUCAGUCGCGAGAACAAUUUUGAUGCGGACGGUUGGAUCUCCCAAGCGAAACAACUUCAUGCAGACAUUGAGCGCUCCAGGGUCACUGCCCGAGAGAUCGUGAAGCAACAUGAAAAUACCACUCCUCUACAGCUGAAGGUGGAGGAUGCCGCUGCGAAGGUCGGAUUGAUUGAGACUGAAAUUGCUUUCAACCAGGCGGUGACCAGUGCUCUGGAGGAGGUGCAGGGGCUCUGCCGGCAGCUGGAAGAUGGUCGGUCAGCACUGGGAGAGGGCCGGAUCAUGGCCGUGAUCGACACGCUAGAGGCAGCUGAGCUAGCAAUGAGACAGAAUGAUCACUUUGCGAACACCAACGUCUUGCACAUCCUGUUGGAGAAUGUCGCCGGUCUGCGAAAGCAGGUCGUUGAUGUCAUUCUUUCUCAAUGGAAUGAGCAGCUGAAGAUUGAAAGACGGGAAGGGAAGUUAACCGCUCAAAAAGACGGUGACCGCCUAGAAGAAACGAUCGCAGCCCUAAACAGAAUGGAGAUAUUCGUCACUGCGCGCGACAAGUUUGCAAAAGACAUAAUGAUUGCAUUACUAGACCCAAUCUUGAUGCGAGGCGUUGAUGGUCAAAGCCGCGGGAUUCUGAUUUCUGAAUCCUCAGUUCAAGUGGAGUCGCAAGCAUCGAAAACCUCAGUCCCUGAAGUCCUCGGACACAUAAGCAACCUUCUUGGUUUCUUGCGACAGGCUGUACCAACCUCCGUUGUCGACUCAUUCUCGGACUCGCUGAUUCCCUCAUUGUCCUCGAAGAUGAUCAAAUCGUGGCUGUCACCCUCCAUCCCCAUCGAGCUGGGAGGGCUUCAAGACUUCGAGCAUACCCUGGAUUGUGUCCUUAAAUUCACAAAGUCUGUGGAGGACCUAGGCUGGCAUGGCUAUGAGGAACUUACUUCUUGGGUUAACCAAGCUUCUCGACUUUGGCUUGCCAAGCGGAGGGUUAACUCUCUGGACCAAGUUCGUAAAGUCCUCGCUGCGAGCCAAGGCAGCACAAAGCAGGUGGAAAAGGUCGAAGUGGAGGUAGUAUCUGAGCAAGAUGACACGCUAUUGGAGAACGCCCCAGCCGAUGACUGGGAUGCCAGCUGGGAUGACGACAAUGCAGGUGAAACUGAAGGCAAGGUUUCUAAAAGUCAAGACGACGAAGAGGACGUGAGUGCAUGGGGGCUCGAUGACGAUGACACCGAGGAACAAAACUCGAAGUCUCAAGUAGGCGCUCCAGCUGAAGACGAUGCCGGUGACGCUUGGGGCUGGGGAGAUGACGAUGACGAUGACCAGAACGUCAAUCAACCACAGCCCGGAAAGUCGCAAGCCAGUCAGCACGCCAACGGCAAAAGUGCAAGGCAGCCUACUUCUUCGAGGGAGAUAACUCUGACCGAAAGAUACACUAUCACGGAUAUACCUCAUUCCAUCGUGGAUAUCAUAAAACAACAGAUCGUUGAUUCCCGAGCUAUAAAUCAGCCUGAACAUUCACAUUCCCGCGUGGUAUCGUCUGGGACGGGGCUGCUUGCACUCCCAACCCUGAUCCUCGCCAUGUUCAAGGCCACUGCCUCAUCCUUCUAUGAUCAUAAAUUGAAUGCUGGGCAAAUGUAUCUUUACAAUGAUACUCAGUAUCUUGCUGGCGAAAUACGUACCAUCAUGGAGGCGCACCAGCUUACACGAUUACAAGGCGACAUUGAUGCGGUGGAGAGAUUUGGCAAACUCGCAUAUAGCAAAGAGAUGCAAACCCAGCGCACCAUUGUGACUGAUCUUCUCGACGGCGCCCAAGGAUUCAGCCAGUGCUCUGAGCAACCGUAUCUGAGCGAAUGUGAGAAUGCAGUCGCUGCCACCGUUGACAGAAUUCGGGGUGUCUAUGCCGAAUGGCAGCCGAUUUUAUCGCACUCAGCCCUUCUUCAGUCAAUCGGAUCCUUGGUCUCGACCGUGAUCAGCAAGAUGAUAAUCGAGAUUGAAGACUUGGGUGACAUCUCAGAACCCCAGUCGCAACGACUUGUAUCAUUCUGCAACCAAGUUUCGAAGUUGGAAGAGCUGUUCAUGCCCGAAGCAAAAGACAAUACUGAGCGUGUACCCAUGACUGCGGUCUAUGUGCCAACUUGGCUCAAAUUCCAAUAUCUCAUCAAUAUUCUCGAGAGCUCGCUAGCCGAUAUUAGAUAUCUCUGGGUUGAAGGAGAACUACGCCUGGAGUUUUCGCCCGAAGAGGUCAUUGACCUGAUCGAGGCGCUGUUCGCCGAAUCCGAGUAUCGGCGGAAAGCGCUUGCGGACAUCCGACGGGAAUCUCGGGGUCAAUGGAGAUAAGUUGGAUCAGGGAAGAUCUGUGUAUAUAUGACACCGUGUACGAGGGAAAUAUAAAUAUCUUCUGAUUUGGUC
This is a messenger RNA of Aspergillus aculeatus ATCC 16872, 2756 nucleotides long. RefSeq lists its product as uncharacterized. Lineage: Eukaryota; Fungi; Ascomycota; Eurotiomycetes; Eurotiales; Aspergillaceae. The record is from RefSeq and is a predicted model, not a curated record. Gene Ontology annotation, biological process: mitotic spindle assembly checkpoint signaling; endoplasmic reticulum to Golgi vesicle-mediated transport. Bases 189 to 2684 code for a protein of 831 amino acids. Gene Ontology annotation, cellular component: RZZ complex. The transcript has 4 exons.